GCAUGUAGUUUGGGAAAGAGGACAGGGUGAAAUAUUUUCAAGUCACGAGGAGGAUAAAGGAAGGCCGGGCCUCAUUUUUCAGUGGCAAACGCAGACGACAAUGAAAAUGCAAGAUGAAGCCAUUUUAUUGGCUGGAGCGCACACACCGUUAAAAAUUGGAGAGGGUUUCUGACAGCGAAGAGUUGAAAAAAAGAAUUGAACAUCAUUCGUUGCGAUCAUGUACCGACGCAGAAAAGUAAAAGAAGAGUUGCCGCCUAUUCCUGAUAAACUGGAAGACUUUGGCUAUAUCGUCAAUGAGAAUCACGAGAUCAGACAUAAAGAAGAGGGUACACCGUAUGAUUUCGAGUUCCUCUACAAGAAUCGCCCUUACAAUGAAGCACGCUACGAAGCUUUUAUUGAACUGAUUGGUGACAUGGUGGAAGAACGACUUCAGCAAAGUCCUUUGAAUUUCCAAAAAACUAUUGUCCCUGUAGGCGCUGAUCCUGCUAAAAACGACAAAUACACUUAUGUUUACAUGACGCCGAAUGCACUCACGACCACAGAUAAAUUGUUGCUUCUUAUUCCCGGUAUCAAGACGCGCAUUGGUCAAUGGAGUCGCCGUAUCAUGUGCGAUGAAAAUGUGGAACGCGGAUCUAUGAUUGAGAUUUCAAAGUUGGCCCAGAGUGAAGGGUUUGAAGUCAUUAUCUUCAAUCCGAACGGUUUAUUCUUUUACGACAAUGCCCCUCAUGACCGCGUACUUUCCAAUACACCAUUUGAGAUUAUUCCAGAAAACAGCGGUCCGGAGGAACACUGUCAAUAUGUGUUUGAACAAUUUGUCAGAUCAUCCAAAGCCAAAACUGUGAAUGUCAUUGCCCUUGGUUGGGGAGGAUAUUGUUUUACAGAAAUUCUCAACAAACACUUCGACUUUGUGAAAGAGCGAGUGGGAGCUGUUGCUAUUGCGGAUAGUGCUCAUUCGAUCACGUUGGUUGAAGGAGAACAUAAACGCGCUUGGAUGAUUAACCAUAUGGCUAAUUGGGCAGUGUCGGGUGAACCAAAGGGUACCAUUAUACGUGAUCCUCGUAUGGGUUGCGACACAAUCUCUGCAAAUAUUGAAAUCGCGGAUUUCACGUUACCGACCUGUUUGGACGAGAUAUUAAGAUACGUUGGAAUCAAAACAGGAGAUGUUGUGGCGAAUGAAGACCAAUCUUCUGAAAUGCCGUCAAAGGAAGAGUUGGAGGAGUUGGAUGAUCGUGUACAAAUGUUGGAUCUGUGAAGAAAAAAAGUUACCAUGGUAAAUAAACAUAUAACCAGAAAAUGGUCUCUAUGAGCGGAUGUUUUCG
Radiomyces spectabilis is the source of this 1319-nucleotide messenger RNA. RefSeq lists its product as uncharacterized. The transcript is spliced from 12 exons. The coding region runs from base 218 to 1252 and encodes 344 amino acids. Lineage: Eukaryota; Fungi; Mucoromycota; Mucoromycetes; Mucorales; Radiomycetaceae. Gene Ontology annotation, molecular function: siRNA binding. Gene Ontology annotation, biological process: regulatory ncRNA-mediated heterochromatin formation. Gene Ontology annotation, cellular component: nucleus. The record is from RefSeq and is a predicted model, not a curated record.